GACCAUUGGAUCACAAAAACAUGAAAAAUCAAAGGGUGCAAGUAUCUUAAAAGGCAUGCAAGUGUUGUCACAUUAGCAUUCCUCAUGGUAAUAAAUUAUGUCUUGUUUUUGUGGUACAAAACCAAAAAAAUACAAAGUAAAAGUUCGUUAGACAAAUCCAAAAACAGAGAGACGGUUAUGGGCUGUGGUGAUCUUCCUCUUCCGUGAUCACCACCUCCACUUUGUCAUCGUGGCGGUUGCCGGUGGCUGUAACGGCCAAGAACAAGUUAUUAUUGAUAAAAAGAAAUGGCAUAUAAGAGAAGACAAGGAAUCACUAGGGCAUCAACGUUCAAAGAAGAGAUUUAUCGCCCACCAGAACAUGACCACCACCAUGAUAACAUCAACAAAAAUAGUAAUAAUAACGAUGACACAUUGUUUACAACAUCUUCUUCAUCCCCAUCUCUGGCUGCUCAGGCUAUUAGGGCAUCUGCUGCUCAUCGUGAAUCAUCCCUUUCUUCUGCAUAUGCUGGUGGCUCUAUCUCUCAGAGAUCUAAGGUGUUCGAUGCAUAUGAAGACAAACUGGGAACAAAUGGGUCGAAGGGUUUUUGGGGUGUUCUUGCUCAGAAAGCAAAAGCAAUUAUCGAGGAAGAUAAUUUGUCUCAACAAUUUGAAACAUCAGCAAGAUCCAGGUUCCAGAUGCCAGAUACCUCUGCAGGUGGUCAGUAUUCAUACCGUACACCUGAGGGCUUUAGGAAAAUGGAUAAUCCUACACUGCGAAAGGGCUUGGAUAAGAUUACUUCUUCCCUUAAUCAAAUUGGUGAUACCUUUGAAAAGGCUUUCGAGGAAGGUCGCACUAUUGUGGAAAACAAGACUGCAGAUAUCAUCCAAGAAACUCGCAAACUGCAAAUCAGGCGAAAAGGUUCUGAGGCACAUAAUCAAGGUCCUGGUGAAAAUACUUCAUGGAUGCAACAGCCUACACAGCCACUGAACCAUGAAAAUCAAUUGAAGGCAUCUCGCGACGUUGCAAUGGCUACUGCUGCCAAAGCAAAACUUCUUCUGCGGGAACUGAAGACAGUUAAAGCAGACCUGGCUUUUGCUAAACAAAGAUGUUCACAGCUUGAAGAAGAGAAUAAGAUCCUUCGGGAGAGCUUUGAAAAGGGCAGCACUGCUGACGAUGAUGAUCUGAUCCGCCUUCAAUUGGAGACACUUUUGGCUGAGAAGGCCCGUCUAGCACAUGACAAUUCUGUUUAUGCUCGUGAGAACCGCUUUCUGAGAGAAAUUGUUGAAUACCACCAACUUACAAUGCAGGAUGUUGUUUAUUUGGACGAAGGCAGUGAAGAAGUCACAGAAGUUUAUCCCUUUACGAGGAUGCUUUCUGUUUCUCCACCCUCCUCCAGCUCACCUUCUGAGACCACAUUACGUUCACUAUUUGAGAAGGAAAUCCAUCCUGUCCCUGACCUACCACCAGAAACACAGGAGGUUUCAGAAAGUGAUGCCCCCCCAAGUGCAGGUGCACCUGCACUCAAGGAAGUAGAAGAAGAUGCAGGAAGAGAUGCCCCCCCAAGUGCAGGUAUGCCUGUCCAUAAGGAAAAAGAAGAGGCAAAACAUAUCCCUGCAAACAAGCAAGCAGAUGAGAAAAGCACUCCAAAGUCUCCAAUACACAAGGAGGAAAAGGAAAAAACAUCCUCAUCGGUAUCACCUGGCGUAAACAAGUAGUCCUAUCCAUCUCUGGCAUCAAUAGUUUUGUCCAAGGCUGGUUUUUUUCGUUUUUUCUUGGUUAUGUGACUGGUUAAAGCCAAGGUUUUGGGGAGAUUUUUUCUUUCUGGGGCAUCAUUCUUUAUUGUUUUGUGCAUGAAAUUGUGUAUGCAGUUGUGUAUUUGUUAUCAAAUAAAGUCUGAUUUUCCUUUCUCAUAUAA
Molecule: messenger RNA, 1895 nt
Organism: Populus trichocarpa (black cottonwood)
Lineage: Eukaryota; Viridiplantae; Streptophyta; Magnoliopsida; Malpighiales; Salicaceae
Exons: 6
Coding region: 286-1695 (469 amino acids)
Source: RefSeq, a predicted model, not a curated record